This is a messenger RNA of Leishmania mexicana MHOM/GT/2001/U1103, 6327 nucleotides long. RefSeq lists its product as hypothetical. The coding region runs from base 1 to 6327 and encodes 2108 amino acids. Gene Ontology annotation, molecular function: protein binding. The transcript has a single exon. The record is from RefSeq and is a predicted model, not a curated record. NCBI's taxonomy places the organism in Eukaryota, Euglenozoa, Kinetoplastea, Trypanosomatida, Trypanosomatidae.
AUGCACUCAUCCCAGUCUGGAACGCUAGCAACUAGUCCGUCACCACUAAAGUCCCCCCCUCAGAACUUCACCCCUGAUACACUCCCACCCGCGCCAUUCUGGCUAGAGGAGGCACCCGUGUACCGCGAUGACUGGGCCCGGCAACAUCCCUUCAUCCACCUUCUCUUCCACCGCGACAUCAUCACGCGUCUCGUGUGGUGUGCGGCAGCGUGUCGCUAUCUGACAGGUGGCGCCGACGGGGCAGUGAAGCUGUGGCGAUCGGAGCUGCAGCCCCGCGUAUCCUCCUCGCACGCGGCCUCCUUGUCCUCUGCGGAACGCCCCGCGCUCAUUCCGGAGGCCCAUGUCGCCACUCUCGGUGGCCCCGUCACCGACUUGCGCACAAGUUGCCGGGAGGUCGGGAACUCUGAGGUGGCGGUGAUCGCCUCUACCGACGGAACGCUGACGCUGUGCCGCACUGGCACAGGCGAGACCAUCCGCACGUUGCGUGGGGCACGUGGGGAAUCGCUGGAGCGCUGUGGCACAGUCGCGGAGACAGGAAGCGGCCCCACGCGCGCCGGGUUGGGACCGGAGGACGCCAUCGAGGACAAUGACAAUGGCGCGCUGGCCGAGGGAAGCCGGCAGUUUACUCAACGCUCUUCCAAGGUUCUGGCGUGGUACGCGGCAGACACGUAUAGCUAUCGCCUUGCACCCUCCUCUGACGUGGCGGUUGUGCGCAGGCCCGUCUACACCGUGCGCGCGUACAGAAACGAGGCCCGUGAGGCCCGCGCCAGUCCUUCGAACGAAUACUUCCAAGGCCUGCGCACGGUCGCGCCAACCUACGAGCACUUGGCGCCGCACGAGAUGAUGAUCGCAGAUGUGCUGAUGCACUUCAGCGUCGCCCCAGCCUCGAUGACCUCCACACACACGUCAGCCAUGCCUCGGCAAUGGUACGCGUGCGCCAUCGCGCUCGCCGCAGCGCCCGCCGUGAUUCACGCCAGCAACAUCGGCGGGUGCGGCAGCGGUGCGUCAUCGUCGUCCCAAUCAGCCCUGGAUCCGCUUCUAUUGCUUGGGUUUCCGCAGGGCCUCGUGCAGGUCUAUGUGUUGCCACAGCGCUGGUUCGCCCUGCACCAGCACGGCGAGACGCGUCUAGACCCGCCAGCGCUGCGCGUUCCCGUCUUCUCGGCUCUCCUCCACUCAGCGGCGGUGCUCUGCAUAGAGGUGAUCGUGAGCCGCGACGUGGUCGUCUCUGUGAGUGAAGACGGUACGACGCAGCUGCGACGGCUUUCGUGUUUGCGUGCGCCACUGCGGCAGCUCAACGUAGUCGUCUCGCUGCCCACGCCGAUGCCCCGUGUGCUCCCGUCCUCCUUGAUCCCCGUCCCACCACGAGCGCCAGCGCUGCGGCAGCGCGUAGGCAGCGCCCAUGGUCACUCGCGGCUUAUCACAUGCUGCUGUGUCGAUGCUGAGCAACAGUUGCUCAUCACUGGCAGUUCCGACCACACACUCUGCUGGUGGAGCCUCAUGUUAGGCAGCUCAUCUACUCCAAUACGCAUUGUGUCGUUGCGCGACACCGCGACCACCAUGGUGCCGAGGGGCAGCGCUGACGGCACCUCAUCACCAUCCAGCCCACCAUCGAUGGCGGCCAGAGGCGGCUACCCGGUGGACGUGAGCCUUUUCCGUCGAAAGCUACUCGCCGAGUGUCACAACGAGGCGUCGCCGGACGUUGUCAGCUGUGGCGACGCAGGCGGCAGCAGCUCGUUGCCACGCAGCUUCCAGGUAGGCCUAUUUCUGCUCGUGCUGGACACAGAGCGAGUUGUGCGCAUCUUCGAUGCCCUCUCGGGCAAGCUCAUCACCUACGAAAUCGAAUCACGGGCCGCUGCCGCUGCUGGGUCGUCUGGAACGGUCGACAGUGUGAGCGGCGUGACCAAAGAUGUGCGUCUUGCCCGCUACGACUGCGUAAACGGUGCUGACCGAGUGCUGCUGGGUGGACUAUGUUUAGUGCCGUGGUACCUCGCCAAUGCAGCGGCGUCUGGUGUGACGCGCGGGCACACAGCGUCGAUCAUAUUCACCGCCUGGUGCGCGUCCCUGAAGUGUGCCGUGACGGCGGAUGCGCACCACGUGUUCUUGUGGCGGCUACGCGCUGGAAGGCAGAGAAACCCUACAGCAGAGGUGCUGCGCGCAUGGUACAUAGCGGCUGGCGUUCGAUCGGUCGCCUUGUGCGACGCGGCAGCCACUGACGAGCCCGCGCAUCUGCAGCAGCCGUCCCUGUUCAUUGUGCACGGGUCAGAGCCUGUCAUUGGGCAGUACGACUGCCUUCUCCGCGACUCCUCACCGGUACCUGGUAUGGCUGAGCUUCCCCAGCCUCGACUUCUGCGGCAACUGUCACUCCGCGCCGGCACUGAUGUCGCCUGCGCCUCCGUGGACGCGCUUGCAGCGGUCACUGUAAUGGCGAGGACGGCCAACGCAACGCACGCAGGCAGCGCAGCGGGGGUGGUGACGACCUACGUCCUCGCUGCGUGUCACACCACGCGUGGAACGGGUUACGAGGAGUCGCAUGCCGCAAGUGAGGAAAGCCGCCUGUAUACGUACCCGCUGCGACUGACGCGUGCCACGACGGGGCCGGGAAGCAACCAUACACCUUCGACUGUUGACGGAGCGACUGAGCCGAUUGCACCGGUGCGUGAGCUCCACCUUUCCGACUCGCGUGCAGACGAUAAAAACAGCAUGGUGAGCGUGCUAGGCCUUCCGUGUGUCGAUCUGCUUGUCGUUGGUGGUCGGCGUGUCUUGUACACGGCGCCCCUCUCUAGCGCUGCCAUGUCUGCAGUCCCGUGCCACUCGCUGCCCCCUGAGUGGGCUGCGGCGCAGCAGCUGAGCUGGCGAGGCUCAAACCUGUCCAUGCGGGCGCCACAGCCUACGGCGGUCUUUCCCGGUCCUCUGAUCUUACUGGAUGACUCGACCACUCUUGAGAUGCCAGAUGAGGAGACAGAAGGCCAGGCGAACAGUAGUUCUGCGGUCGCGAUGGAACUCGUGGACUCAUCGCUGACGGGCUUCUUGUCGCGCCUGAUGCACAUCCCCCACGACACGGCCGCCUCGGCGCAGGACAGCGCCGAGGCGGCCGUGUGUCUGGUGCUGUCCGGCAGCAACGACGGUCUCGUGCAGCUUUGGGACGUGCAACACGGCCGGGAGCUGUGGCAGUGCCGCGCGGUGCCGACGCGUGAGCCCAUUACCGCACUCGCCGUGCACCAGUACGCCGCGCGGUGGUUGGUCGCCUGCGGCGACCAGAGCGGUGUAGUGACGUUGCUCGACAUUACCAGCAUCCUGCAGGCCGCACGCCAGGUGGUCGCUGCAGACGCGCAGGUGCUGCCGAAGCCAGCCGCGAGCACCACUAGGUGGUGCUCGCGGCACGGGCUGGUGCGUGGGGAAGGGCGCAUGCUUGAUCGCUGGCUGGCGCACGCGGACGCCGUCUCUGGCGCUUUCUUCACGACAGUGCCAGCUGAUGUAGGGGACGCGGCUGUCACUGCUCCCCAACUUCUCACGACCGGAGAGGACUCUGUCGUUAUGCUCUGGGAGCUGCCGUCGUGGACGUUGCCGUCCGUUUCCCACGUCGCACGAAAUGACGAGCUCAGCGGCAUUCCACUGCUCCGUCCAGGUGAAGGUGCGGACGCAAACAAACGCCGUCACUACGAUGUCCCCGUGCGGGUGCAGCCGAGUAUGACGAAGCUGCCGAGGGCCGCCAGGCAGGCGUACGAGCCGUGGCGGCAGCAGUACGUGCGCGAGCGUCUGCUAGGCGGCGAAGAUGCGGAGCUCUCGGCCGCCUUGACGCAAUUUUACACGCACGACAAAUCUUGGAGUGGCAUGACAGCAAGCGAAUCGAAGAACGCGGAACUCGGCGAGGACGAGAGCGAGGAGGAGGCAAGCCUCAUCGAUGGCGCAUGGGCAGUGCUGACUGCUGAUGUCCGCGCGUUCUCAGGAUUUGUGGAUCCUGUGGAGCCCCAAGGCGAGGCACCAGCGGUAGCACCGCGGCCGCGCACCGUGGUGCACGCCUGGUGCAUGUCCCUCUUACCGGAUGCUACAUCCAAAAUCACAACAGCCACAUUAUCGAACAGCCCGCCCGCCGCGAAGCACCGACCCCACCGCGACAAAGACAAGGACAGCACGUACUGUGAGUCUGCGACACUCCCGUUUGUCCCCUCAGAGGCAGCAAGAAGGGUAGCACCGCUCCCCUCCCCGCUCAUUCUCGCCUUCGCUGACCGCUGCUGUGCCGGCCGUGCUGUAGGCGAACACCGCUCCGUGCACCAUCGGCGUUUGUCAGAGUGUGAGACGGGUGCCUCAUCCGUGCGAGAGCGUCUGCGCCAGGCGCUACGCGUCGUCGUGCGCGGCUCGGUCAGAAAUUCCUCACCGCAGUGCGCGUCUGGCGCAUGGACAGGGACGCGGCAGACGCAAGGCACUCCCUUAGGGCCAUCGUUGCUGCCGCCCGUUGCAGACCAUUUCGCGUCCACAGAUGGCACGCCGUCGCCGCCACCGCGGCUGCCGGAGGAAGCAUCGCCCGUCAGCGACUCGAUGCCCUGCAACAUCGACGUUGUGAACAGCGAGAUGUCAGGGACGCCGCCGGCCAGUGCCCCCAUCUCUACGGCACCCGGUGAGUCUUUCUACGGCGUCACACCGAACGGCUUGUCGCAACCCGUGGCGAAACACGGGGCUACGCCGCGGCGCCAGCUUGGCUUCACGGAUGCGAGUGACAAGUCUCGAUCGACGCAGCGCCCAGCGCCAACGGCAGCCUUUCAAAAUCAGUCGUCUCGUGUGGUCGUCGCGCACUGUAUGGGGUACCGCGUACACGCACCACGGGUCCGGCGCGCAUCUGCAGACCGAUGGGCCGGUGUGACCGCAAAGAACGGUUGCCUCCUCCGCAGCAGAACACCAGGGGAAGCGCGCCACGCGGCGAUGAGUGGGUCGGCGACGGCAGCGCGUCUGUUACAUGACUACUUCGUAGACACCGACGCCGAUCUGGGCACCGAAGCCAACGCGCCUCACAGGAGUCUCGCUGGCGGUGGCGUCUCAGCGACGAUCAUGCAGCAAGUCAACCACCACCGGCGUCGUGAGGAGGCGCUGCGGCGUCUGAUUACUCUCGAGCAGGCGGAUCUCGGCACCCCAGGGAAUAAGACAGCGGAGAUGAAGCGCAAACUCUUUGGUGAUGCCGUGAACCCUCCAGCGUUGCGAAGCGGCACGGUUGCGUUGGGUCUCCCGCAGUGCAGCGUGCGACAGGUGUCAGCGGCGACGAGUCAGUGCGAAAGAUCGAUGGCGAAGCAGCCAAAGACACGCAUCGGUGGCUCCUCGCAGAAAAGUCCGUCGCCACAAGCAGUUAUGGUGAAUCCGCCGACGGCUGCGCAGGUCUUGGUGUCCGACGCCUACCUCACACCAGUGUUAAGACGUGUCGGCGUCUCCAGCGCUGUCUUGCCGGACCACGCGGCGGCUGCUCAGAAAGUCAGCACUAGCGUCACGGCUGCAUCGCUUGGGUCGACGCUCGUACCCGACUCGGCGAACUCGGCGUGGUAUGUGGAGCGGCAGCGGCGCCGCGACGCUGCCCGCGAGAAGGCGCGUCUGUGGAACUCGCAGAGGGUGAUGAAGACGCUGCUGGAGUGGACAACGCAGCCGGUGGAAUCCUGCAGCGGCGUCGCAGAGCCGGUACGCGCGACGGAGGGAUGUGUUGAGGAUGGUCACACGAUCGCCCUCGGCACCAAAGCCUCGCAGCCGGCUCUCCACCUCCCGUCAAUCCUGUCCCUACGCCGUUCGACUGACAGCGCACUCCUCCCCGUCGUAAAAGAGGCGAUCGAGCCGCCCAACGCGGCCGCGGCGACGCUCACGACUCUCCUUUGGGUGUCGCCGACAACCGCCAUCGACGUCGCGGUGCGUCAAGGGCUACCCUCACGCAAAACCUUGCGGGCCGAAAUAGCAGCUGCGAAGAUGCGUAUGCGGCAAUCCGUGCGGGCCCGAGCCGCUUACCAGCGCGAGCACCGAGCCAUUGCAGUAGAGGUAGGCGACGACAGCGUCGUGAACGUGGCCGAGGUGCUCGGCAGUAGUGACACCGAUAGCCUCUCUGAAGAGCAACGUGGGCCCGACAAGGUUGCCAGCACCGGUGUGGCAAGCCAGCGCUCUCACGAAAGUCAGACGAUGUCGCAUGAUGCGAUUCCCGUCGCUGCCUCCAUUACGCCGCUAGGAAAGUCCGGGUUUACUCCGCGGCGUGCGCUGCAGCCGCACGAAGGGGCUGAGCCCCGCCGCAUGGCCACUGUGCCGCUGCCCAUUGCCACCACACGCCAAGAGCUCUUUGGCAGCAGCACGCCACGCCGGAAGUGA